Anopheles bellator is the source of this 2067-nucleotide messenger RNA. It is a transcript of the gene Eogt, whose product is annotated as EGF domain-specific O-linked N-acetylglucosamine transferase. Bases 1 to 1623 code for a protein of 540 amino acids. The record is from RefSeq and is a predicted model, not a curated record. Lineage: Eukaryota; Metazoa; Arthropoda; Insecta; Diptera; Culicidae. Gene Ontology annotation, cellular component: endoplasmic reticulum lumen. Gene Ontology annotation, molecular function: protein N-acetylglucosaminyltransferase activity. The transcript is spliced from 3 exons.
AUGGUUCGCGGACUAUUUCCGACGACGGUGGCUGUGAUCGUGCUUCUUUCUGGGCACCUGCCUGACCCGGGAGCUUGCGAUGGUCCGUACUCGCACAUCGACCUACCGAAAGCUCAUCUGCCCAUGUAUUUCCGGCGAUUUCCAGCACUAGAAAAACAAUGCGCCGAAGAUGAAAGGUGCCCGUACCGGACGUUAAUUGCUAGUGAAAGUUACCAGCGGCGGAGGAAUUCUGCUUGCUGCUGGGGGUACGAAGAUGGCUGUACGGCGAAGGAACGAUUCUCGAACCACAGCUGUCCGGGGAGCCACGUUGGUUACGUGAAAAGCAAACAGGCGCAACUGGACACGUUCUACAGCCAAGCGGACUUCGGCUUUAUUCGCGAUCAGAUUCGUGAAACGCGCAUCAUGUGCGAGCCACAGUUUCCGCACGAUUCAUCGCUCGAGUGCUCAAAGUAUCUCCGCUUUUGCCGCGGUCGUAAUCUGAUGUUUAAUUUUACCGACCUGGCGCAACGCACGGAACCGUUGCGGUACAAAAUGGACGUGUUGGGACCGGGCCAGAUCGGGGGCCACUGUGCGCUGCACACCGAGCGACUGCAGGACGAGUUGCAACACAUUAGCCCACUGCAAUCGUGGGGACCCGAGUUGCGGUUUUUCGAGCGCCUCGAGCGGCCACCUAUCGAGGCCGGUAGCUGCGAUGUGGUGAUCGACAAACCGGCAUUCAUUAUGAAGAUCGACGCAGCGAUCAAUAUGUAUCACCACUUCUGUGACUUUCUGAACCUGUACGGUUCGCUGCACGUGAAUCUGUCGCACCCGAUGACAUACACCACCGACACGCAGGUCCUAGUGUGGGAAUCGUUCCGCUACAGCUCACCAUUCGCCGAAACGUUCAAGGUGUUUACGCGCAAUCCGAUCGCCGAUCUAAAAACUUUCGCCGGGAGGGUAGUUUGCUUCCGGAACGUGAUGUUCCCGCUGCCGCCGAGAAUGAUUUUCGGACUGUACUACAACACCCCGAUCAUACAUGGCUGUGAAAAUAGUGGCUUGUUUCACGCAUUCUCUGAACAUGUGUUGCACCGUCUGCGAGUGCGCAUCGCCAAGCGGACCGAUCAUCGCCUACGGAUUACGUUCCUAUCACGCCAAACGCGUCACCGACGAGUGUUGAACGAAAAUGAACUUAUCGCGGAGAUUUCUGCCAACCCAGAGUACGACGUGCAGCGCGUUAGCUUCGGACACGAGCAAAGUUUCUUAGAGCAACUGAAAGUUACGCGAAACACAGACAUCUUCAUCGGGAUUCAUGGUGCCGGAUUGACGCACCUUCUGUUUCUGCCCAAGUGGGCCACACUGUUCGAACUGUACCACUGCGAAGACCCCAACUGCUACCGAGAUCUGGCCCGAUUGCGGGGCGUAAACUAUCUCAGCUGGGAGCGUGACCACCUGGUGUAUCCGGAGGGCGAAGGUAAACAUCCGGAGCGAGAUGAACGACACGCCAAAUUCACGAAUUAUGCGUUCGAUGUGCGCGAGUUCGAUCGGCUGGUUGGACGUGCAGCGAACCAGGUACGACAGCACGUUGAGUUCCGGCGGUUUUUGGGUAAAAGCUUCAUCGACCAACCGCCGAAGGACGAGCUUUGACGGAUGUGAACACAUUACGGUGAUAUCAUUACCAUUUACUAUCAUCCAGGAUCCGAAACAUGUGACGGAUCGUUUUACGCUUUAACUAAUUUUGCUCGAAUGAUUGCCUUUUCUUAAAUAGCUAUACUACUGAAACUGAAGCCGUCCAGAAAUGGUUCCUUGCUUGUUGAUCGCUAUGAGAUUACCUACCUUUAGUUAGUGUAACGCUUGUGAGAGAGAGAACCAUUCCUGAACCGUACGUUUACCUACUAACUUAACAGUAUUCGAAAAAACCAAGAAGUAGCAUACCAACGAUGCGUUUAUAUUUGAUGAAAAGGCAAAAGGCGGCAAACCGUUAACAUACUCUGAAGUGUACUUAAUAAUCGUUUAUUUAUUUAAGACUAUCGAUGGCCGUGUACACAUAAAUAAUAAGAAAAGAAAAGCUUUUCAAUACAUUUCAGUUCA